AUGAACUUCUGGCCAAUGAUUGACUGCCUAUUGUUGAUUGAUGUCAGUCCAGAUAUGCUGUUAACGUAGUGGUUGCUGAUGUAUUUUGGUAGUCUGUAAGCCAUUUUUGUUGCCAAUUCAUCUGCUUAAGGACAGGAAGCGAGGAAAGGAAGCAUUAAUUGUUUAGAAAAAAUUAUUUUGACCAAUGACAUCUCGGUAACUGCAUGUGAGUUACCACCUUAUUCAUCGCCAUUGGACAACAUUCACUCUUUAAUCGUUGAUUGGACGACAUCGUUGCAACGCUUUUUCAAGCUUUUUAUUUUAUUGCGGAUGUUUUGGUUCCAAUCGAAAAAAUCAGAAACGGGUGCAUUUAGCUAGUUGACUCAAGCCGAGCAGCUAAAUAACCAGGACUAUCAUGAAGAGAGUCACUCUGUUUGUCAACGGAACGUCUUCCAAUGGCAAGGUUGUGGCGCUGUAUGGAUCGCUGACAGACCUGCUGUCCGUCGCUAGCAGUAAACUGGGAAUCCGAGCCUCCAGCGUUUAUAACGGGACAGGCGGUCUUAUAGACGACAUAACGCUUAUAAGGGAUGAUGACGUGCUGUAUGUGUCUGAGGGCGACUCCUUUGAUGAUGCGAGAAAGACAAAGUGUGCAGACCCCCAGGAUGACCCUGGUUGUCCAGACUGGUUCCAAACUCACACUGAUUGGCUGACGCUCAACGUUGGGGGUUGCUGCUUCACCACCACACGGAGCACUCUGGUCAGUAAAGAACCAGCGAGCAUGCUGGCCCACAUGUUCCGAGACAAAGAUGUGUGGGGUAAUAAACAGGACUCCCAUGGUGCCUACCUGAUAGACAGGAGUCCAGGCUACUUUGAACCAAUCCUCAACUACCUGAGACACGGACAACUCAUCAUCAAUGACGGCAUCAACCCACUGGGGGUCCUGGAGGAAGCUCGGUUCUUCGGCAUUGAGCAGCUGGCUGAGCAACUGGAGAACCUGAUCAAGAGUUCCCAGCCUGCUGAUGACCACUCCCCUCUAACCAGGAAGGAGUUUGUACGUUUCCUGUUGGCCACACCCACCAAGUCAGAGCUGCGCUGUCAGGGUCUGAACUUCAGCGGUGCAGACCUGUCUCGCCUGGACCUGCGCUACAUCAACUUUAAGAUGGCCAACCUGAGAGCUGCCAACCUCACUCACGCCAACCUCAGUGGUGCCAACCUGGAGCGGGCAGACCUGUCCUCAGCCUGCCUUGACGUGUGUUACUGUGGAGCUAACCUACAGGGUGUUAAGAUGCUGUGUUCUAAUGCGGAGGGUGCAUCUCUGAGAGGCUGUAACUUUGAGGACCCUGCUGGAGUCAAAGCCAACAUGGAGGGUGCCAACCUAAAGGGGGUGGACAUGGAGGGUAGUCAGAUGACAGGUAUCAACCUGCGAGUUGCCACACUGAAGAACGCCAAGCUGAAAAACUGCAACCUGAGAGGAGCUACACUGGCUGGCACAGACCUGGAGCUCCCUCCCUCUCUUUCUCCCCCUCUCUCUCAGAACUGUGACCUGUCUGGAUGCGAUCUACAGGAAGCUAACCUUCGGGGCUCCAACGUGAAGGGAGCCAUCUUUGAAGAGAUGCUGACUCCACUGCACAUGUCUCAGAGUGUACGAUAACCCCACUGCACAUGUCUCAGAGUGUACGAUAACCCCACUGCACAUGUCUCAGAGUGUACGAUAACCCCACUGCACAUGUCUCAGAGUGUACGAUAACCCCACUGCACAUGUCUCAGCGUGUGCGAUAACCCCACUGCACAUGUCUCAGCGUGUGCGAUAACCCCACUGCACGUCUCAGCGUGUGCGAUAACCCCACUGCACAUGUCUCAGCGUGUGCGAUAACCCCACUGCACAUGUCUCAGAGUGUACGAUAACCCCACUGCACAUGUCUCAGAGUGUACGAUAACCCCACUGCACAUGUCUCAGAGUGUGCGAUAACCCCACUGCACAUGUCUCAGAGUGUGCGAUAACCCCACUGCACAUGUCUCAGAGUGUGCGAUAACCCCACUGCACAUGUCUCAGAGUGUGCGAUAACCCCACUGCACAUGUCUCAGCGUGUGCGAUAACCCCACUGCACAUGUCUCAGCGUGUGCGAUAACCCCACUGCACAUGUCUCAGCGUGUGCGAUAACCCCACUGCACAUGUCUCAGCGUGUGCGAUAACCCCACUGCACAUGUCCCAGCGUGUGCGAUAACCCCACUGCACAUGUCCCAGCGUGUGCGAUAACCCCACUGCACAUGUCUCAGCGUGUGCGAUAACCCCACUGCACAUGUCUCAGCGUGUGCAGUAGGGUUAUCGUACACGUCUCAGAUUGUGCUACUCCUCCACUGAACCCCACACAAACACACUCCUGGUCCUUAAGUCAUUCCUCCCAACCCCCUGUGUAGCUCACCACUGAUUUUCUCUUCUCAGAAGAGACUAGUUGCCCAAUACUAUAUCAACCCUUAGGAGUCACUUAGCUGCCCGAGGGCAGUGGUUGUUCCUCUGACAUGAGUGAAUGUGAAACGAGACCCAGGAAUGUUUUAGUUCUGGUACACAUGUUUGUAUAUAUGGCGUAAAAGGUUCUACAUGUUUGUAUAUAUGGCGUAAAAGGUUCUACAUGUUUGGAUAAUAAUAUAUGUAUUUUGAAGGUAGAUACGGCAGAUUCGGGCCAACUUCCGCAACAACAAACGGUGUGAGGCUAAACUUCUCGCUGUUUUGGUCUCGCAGCUAUCACGUUGCAGCAGUGUGAAUCUGAGGUUCAUGGCAAAAGUUAUAUGGCUGAGUCUCACUUUAAUGGGUCCACAUGUACAUUAUCCUACAUGGACCAUCUUCUCCAUGCCAGGGGUUGGAUUUCCAUCACAUGGUGCUACACUUUAUCAUUGUGAAAAGUUGUUCUAUUUUUGUAUCACACUAUCACUGUAUAAUUACUGUCUUAUGUCUUUUGCAAUAAAGGCUCUAGCCUGUUUUUAGUA
Molecule: messenger RNA, 2964 nt
Organism: Oncorhynchus mykiss (rainbow trout)
Lineage: Eukaryota; Metazoa; Chordata; Actinopteri; Salmoniformes; Salmonidae
Product: BTB/POZ domain-containing protein KCTD9
Biological process (GO): protein homooligomerization
Molecular function (GO): protein binding
Source: RefSeq, a predicted model, not a curated record